Molecule: messenger RNA, 2364 nt
Organism: Xenia sp. Carnegie-2017
Lineage: Eukaryota; Metazoa; Cnidaria; Anthozoa; Malacalcyonacea; Xeniidae
Exons: 1
Coding region: 339-1976 (545 amino acids)
Source: RefSeq, a predicted model, not a curated record
CAAAAAAGAAAAUUUUAUGUCUAUCGUUUUUUAAGUUUUACGUUCAUGGCAUUAAAUGUAUAAAAUAUUAUAAAUGGUGUUAGUCCAUCCACUUAACUUUUUAGCCAAGCCUUUUUAAGGCGUUUCGGUUAAAAGUGUGGUAAAUUUUGUGUAUUGUCAAUGGUGUUUCACAUGCUGUUCACGUGUAUUGCAUACUUGAAACAUUGUUUAUGUGGAAAACAACAUAACAUAAAACCAACCAACUGCGAAAUCAUAUGACGUGUGAGAAACUCAUCUGAUAUAUAAACAAACCUAUCUACAGGAUAUUGUAGAUCAGAUCACAUUAACUUUUAAUAAAUAUGUCUUCGUUUAUCUCUACCAUAUUAAAAUCGACUGUUGGUUUAAUAUGUAACAAAGUACGAGAUAAAACAGCAGAAAAUCGUAAAGACGGUGAUGUUACGGAUGCGAAGCUUCGAGAAUUUGUUGUGAGAGAAUUGAAUGAUAUUAAAACUAAACUAGACGGACUGUCACGAAAAGAUCUUCUCAGCAGUUAUGAUUUCUUAGACGAAGGAAUUCGCCUUUUACUUGAUUGUAUCGAGAACUCUGCACAUCUAAAAGAGGGAGAACAGAAAAGAUUGAGAAAUUUAACUCAAGGAAGUCAAAUUGACGCGUCGUUGAUUUCAAGCAACCAAAGCAGUGAAAUAUCUAAAGACUUUGAUCAAGAGCACGAACUUGAUGAAGCUUUUAAGACAUUGAGCAUUGAAAGUCCUGUUGAAUUAAAAACCGCUGUCGUAAGAUUUCGAGACGCUAGCAAAGAAGCAACCCGUGCAUUCAAUAACGAAAGUUUGUCAAUUGAAGAUAGAAUCUUUGCUGCCAAAAUUCGAGUUGUUUCAACCAUUUUGGAAUGCAUGGAACGUCCACAAAUGGCCAUUACAUUUUGUUUCUCAUUUUUGGAUAAACUUCAUUCAUUACCUGCUAUUCGUGAGAUAUUUAAUGUUUACAUCAAUGGUGGUCCAAAGUCAUUAUUUAAUAAAAACGAUCGUGUAGAAAAUGUACGAUCAGUGAUGUUUAUUAACCGCUUAUUCUAUCAGUUUAUUAUGAAGUUUGGGAAAACCUAUCAUAUGGCUUUAGAUUGGCCGACCAUUCAACUAAAAAACAAACAAUUUAAUCCAAUAUUGGGUUGGCGUGAAAUCUCGCAGAGAAAUUCUUGGGACAGUGAAGUCCAAGGUCCAAAUGAAUUGGAAUUGGAAAGGGAUAUCUAUAGACGACAUGUUCAUUGCAACAGUAGCAAUGAUUUAAUUUAUUGCGAUCUAAAGAGCAAGUUAAUCAAGAUUAUGAGAAAAGAUGCUGAUGAUGAAAUCGUCUAUGAAUUUCCUGAAUCUGACUUGAUAAUGGGAAGCUUUAUAGAUAAAAAUGAUGACAUGUACAUCCUUGUCUAUCGAGUAACGUCCUCUAACUUUCAUCUAGUGGUGUUGGAUCCUCAUUUUCUUGUUAAAAGUGAAAUAUCCUUGGAUUUUACUGACGAAAACUUUAUGUUCUUGUUUUUAUUUGUGUCAGCAGAAAACAUCGUGCUUUACGAUAAAUAUAAUAAAUGUGUGUUUGUUUAUGACUUGCAAGGAAAAUUGAUAAAGCAGUUUACAGUUGAGCUAAUAGAAUAUCCUGUGCAACGGAUAGCUGUUACCAAUGAGAACGAAAUCAUUUUAGCUGACUAUGGUUCUCUGUACAUCUAUUCAAUGGAGGGUUGUUUAAAGUCGAAAGUGAAUUUGGAUACAUUGUUUAUUAACGAUUUUUUCUAUCACUUUGGUCUGAACAAAUUUCUCAUAAUUGAAGAGUGUCUUGAUAAUAACUGUAUUCAUAGUUGUGAUCAUUCAGGAAAACUUGAAACAUUGACUGAUCUUAAAGGCAUUUUUAUUUAUGGAUUCUUAUCCUCAAGUCCAGUUCCUGUUAUCAUUUGUGGCUCAGCUCGUACGUCCUCACGUUACUUUAUGUUGUGUUAAAACCACUUGAAACUACUAAACCAUUUUUCAUGUUGGUAAUCAAUCGUCUUUUAGUGUAAUCUCCCUCCUCCUGUUUUUGUAGAGCAGUGUUUGUAAAAACACUCUAUUUAUAUCACAUUUUUUACUUUAUAACAACUGUAAUACUUUAUGUAAGAUUUCACAUUGAAAUGUUAAUUUCUUCUAAUAUUUGCUAAUAAAUCCUCAAUAUCUUUAUGUAAAAAAGAAAAAAACUCAAAAAAGUAGCUACAAUAAAAGAUGAGCGAUUAUAGACUACAUCGUGGCCAAUUAAGUUAUCGCUAAGUUAAGCUAUAAUUUUUAUGUUUAAUUGAAUUAUACAUUGUAAUUUACAAAAUCCUGUACGCACUUUGUUAAAUGUAUGAUAAAAAGA